This is a messenger RNA of Ostrea edulis (European flat oyster), 615 nucleotides long. Its product is annotated as perlucin-like. The record is from RefSeq and is a predicted model, not a curated record. The transcript has 5 exons. Lineage: Eukaryota; Metazoa; Mollusca; Bivalvia; Ostreida; Ostreidae. Bases 88 to 582 code for a protein of 164 amino acids.
AUCACAAAAGACAGGCAUGUGUGUAUUCUAUAUUUACCGAAAUAGACAGGAAAGCAUGAUCUAGUUUGAUAACUGGAUUGCUGAAAUAUGGCCGACAAAAUCUCUUUUCUAGUUAUCGCGGUGUGUGUGCUUGGAGCCCGUGGGGACUGUCCAAAUGGAUUUACCCGGCAUGACAAUUCCUGUUACGUCAUCAACAAUGUCCUGGCCACGUGGGCGCAAGCUAGUAUCUACUGCCAUGCAAUCAAAGCAGAAUUGGUCUCCAUAGAAACACAGGCCGAGGACAUCUUCCUGCGAGGAUUUCUACAAAAUGAAGGCUCAAAAUACGACCCCCCUCGUUUCUGGGUCGGAGGCAGUGACCUCCUUCAAGAAGGGGAGUGGACCUGGACCAAAACGGGAAGUCUGGUGGGGUCACAGGGCUUUUCUCACUGGGGUCCGGGACAGCCGGACAAUGGCAGCCAUUCUGACGAACAUUGUAUGGAACUGGAGUCGGGACAUAACUGGGCUUGGAACGAUGACGAUUGCGAGGACACAAAACACUUCAUUUGUGAGAAGUCACUCUACGAUGCAAUGGUCAUUGGUUGAGCAUUUCUGCAACAUUAAAUGUAUAAACAUUUA